GCCACAUUCAUAUUUACACAGAAAUGUCUGACUUCAAGACCGCCACCAACCUCACCGAGAGCACCGCCGCCGUCGAUGCCACCGGCUCGUUCAGCGUCAAGACCGGCCUGGCCCAGAUGCUCAAGGGCGGAGUGAUCAUGGACGUGGUCAACGCCGAGCAGGCCCGCAUUGCCGAGGAGGCCGGCGCCUGUGCCGUGAUGGCGCUGGAGCGCGUGCCCGCCGACAUCCGCAAGGACGGCGGCGUCGCGCGCAUGUCGGACCCGCAGAUGAUCAAGGAGAUCAUCGACGCGGUCACGAUCCCGGUCAUGGCCAAGGUGCGCAUCGGCCAUUUUGUUGAGGCCCAGAUCAUCGAGGCUGUUGGCGUCGACUACAUCGACGAGAGCGAGGUGCUGACGCCUGCCGACGACACCUACCACAUCGACAAGCACGACUUCAAGGUGCCGUUCGUCUGCGGCUGCCGCGACCUGGGCGAGGCCCUGCGCCGCAUCUCCGAGGGCGCCGCCAUGAUCCGCACCAAGGGCGAGGCUGGCACCGGCGACGUCAUCCAGGCUGUCAAGCACAUGCGCACGGUCACCAAGCAGAUCAAGCACGCGCAGUCGCUGUCCAAGAUGGAGCUGUACGACUACGCCAAGGAGCUCGGUGUCUCGCACGAGCUGCUCAAGGAGACUGCCCGCCUUGGCCGUCUGCCCGUGGUCAACUUUGCCGCCGGUGGUGUUGCUACCCCCGCCGAUGCUGCCCUGAUGAUGCAGCUGGGCUGCGACGGUGUGUUUAGCGGCAACCCGGCCAAGCGCGCCCGCGCUAUCGUCAAGGCCGUCACCCACUUCAAUGACGCCAAGGUCCUGGCGGAGAUCUCCGAGGACCUCGGCGAGGCCAUGGUGGGCAUCAACUGCGACUCGCUGGCCGAUAACGAGCGUCUCGAGAAGCGCUAA
This is a messenger RNA of Linderina pennispora, 929 nucleotides long. Its product is annotated as pyridoxine biosynthesis protein. Lineage: Eukaryota; Fungi; Kickxellomycota; Kickxellomycetes; Kickxellales; Kickxellaceae. Gene Ontology annotation, biological process: amino acid metabolic process; pyridoxal 5'-phosphate biosynthetic process; pyridoxine biosynthetic process. Bases 24 to 929 code for a protein of 301 amino acids. Gene Ontology annotation, molecular function: amine-lyase activity. The record is from RefSeq and is a predicted model, not a curated record. The transcript has 2 exons.